Sitophilus oryzae (rice weevil) is the source of this 480-nucleotide messenger RNA. Its product is annotated as craniofacial development protein 2-like. Gene Ontology annotation, molecular function: catalytic activity. The record is from RefSeq and is a predicted model, not a curated record. Bases 1 to 480 code for a protein of 159 amino acids. Lineage: Eukaryota; Metazoa; Arthropoda; Insecta; Coleoptera; Curculionidae. The transcript has a single exon.
AUGAUCCACGCAAGAAAAAGGAUAACGGCCUGGGAAAAGAAAUGUAUACUGCGCUUUGCCACCUGGAACAUAAAAUCAUUUAACAACAAAGAUCAAGAAACCCUAAAAGAACUUAAAGAUAAUAAAGUCGAUAUAUGUGCCCUACAGGAGACGAAAAAGAAAGGUAAAGGUCAAUUACAAUACGAUGACUAUCUAGUGAUCUACAGCGGAGUUGAAAAACAAACAAGGGCAAAAGAAGGAGUAGCAAUCGCAGUAGCAAGAAAGUACCAAUCAAACAUACGGGACUGCAGUUAUGUAUCCUCGCGAAUCUUGGUCGUAAGAAUGGAAACAGAAGAUCAAAAACUAAAUAUAGUGUCAGUUUACUCACCUGAAGACAAUAAACCAAAACAAGAAAGGGAGUCAUUCUACGAUCAACUCCAAAAUACAAUUCGAUCAUUGCCAAGCGAUCAACAAAUAUUAAUUAAAUAUAACAUGCAUUAG